AUGACUAGCUCCAACAGUUCAGGAUCAGGAGCAGCAAUGCAAAAUGACUCCUCCGGUUUAGCGUCGAUAACAGUUUCGUCGAGGAUUCCGGAGUUCUGGUGCGAUAAACCCAGAUUGUGGUUUGUACAAACUGAUGCAAUCCUUGGACCUCAGAAGCUGAGCGAUGAAUCGAAAUACAACUUGGUUGUCGCCAAAUUAGGCAAGGAGGUGAUUCAACAAGUCAGUGAUAUCUUAUUAAAGCCGCCCGAGACUAAAAAAUUUGAAGCGCUAAAAUCACGCUUAUUACAAGUUUACGAAGAGUCUGAAAUUCGCCAAUUUCAAAAAUUACUAAGCGAAAUGGAAUUGGGAGAUCAAAAACCGUCUCAAUUACUGCGUAAAAUGAAGGAUUUAGCGAGAGAUAAAAUUCCCGAUGAAACCCUGUCCAUUAUGUGGCAAGGACACCUCCCUGCUUCAGUACGAGCUGUUUUAGCGGUUACAGAUGUAAAGAAUUUAGAAAAUUUGGCCGCGAUCGCUGACAAGGAUACUCCACGCCACUCUGUAGUCCAUUAUAUAGAAACAAACGGGCCGCCUGUUAGCGCGCGCCCGCGUCCUUUACCACCGGAUAAAUUUGAAAAAGCAAAGGUAUACCAUAACUGA
Molecule: messenger RNA, 636 nt
Organism: Melitaea cinxia (Glanville fritillary)
Lineage: Eukaryota; Metazoa; Arthropoda; Insecta; Lepidoptera; Nymphalidae
Exons: 2
Coding region: 1-636 (211 amino acids)
Source: RefSeq, a predicted model, not a curated record